Fibroporia radiculosa is the source of this 576-nucleotide messenger RNA. RefSeq lists its product as uncharacterized. The record is from RefSeq and is a predicted model, not a curated record. Bases 1 to 576 code for a protein of 191 amino acids. The transcript has 4 exons. Gene Ontology annotation, molecular function: iron ion binding; heme binding; oxidoreductase activity, acting on paired donors, with incorporation or reduction of molecular oxygen. Lineage: Eukaryota; Fungi; Basidiomycota; Agaricomycetes; Polyporales; Fibroporiaceae.
AUGGAGUUAAACCUGUCGCUGUGUGCAUUACUACUGUGUUCGCUAGUUUGCAUCAUAGCCUUGUCCAACGGAUCGCGCAAGUCAAACCUGAGCCAUAUACCGACUGUGGGAGGGCCAUCCUUGCCAAUUUUGUCAUACUAUGGUACUAUCAGGUACAUUUUCCGUGCUCAGGAAAUUAUCAAGGAGGGGUAUACAAAGCACAAAGGCGGGAUAUUCAAGUAUGCAGAAUUGGGCCAUUGGCGCGUGAUUGUGACUGGACCAAAGUUGAUCGACGACCUGCGCAAGGCUCCCGAAAAUGUGUUGUCUAAUUCAGAGGCCAUACGUGAGAUUGUCGGGUUGGAUUAUACACUCGGUCUAGACAUUAUUCACGAUCCGUAUCACAUACCGAUCAUCCGCUCUCGAUUUAAAGGCGAUCUUGGAACCAGCCUCCAGGACGUCCGAGAUGAAAUUAUUGCAGCAUUGAAUGAUGAAAUUCCGUCUUGCAGUAACGGUGCAUUUGAUUGUUUUCCCGAGUUCUGCACGGUUUUGUACUUACAAACAAUGUCUCAGGGGAAUGGUCUCAUGUUCCCGUGGUGA